AUGGUUGCUCCUACUGCUUUAAAGAAGAGUGCUGUUAGUGGUACUUCUAGUGCCAGUAGAAUUGUUGGUGUUGAUAAUAAACAGGCUAUUGAUGACGAUGAGGUGCUUCUGGGUAAUGGCGAUGAGCAUAUGAUGGAUCAAGAUGAUGGCGAUGAGAAGAAAGAAACAGUUGAGAAAAAGGAAACUGCCGGUGUUGUAUUAGAUGAACAAGGUAAACCUCGUUUUGCCUCGGCUAAGGAUGCUAAGCAAACCAAAGUUAAGUUAGAAUCUAGAAAAGUUGCAGUUCCUCCUCAUAGAAUGACACCUUUGAGAAACAACUGGACAAAGAUAUAUCCACCUCUAGUUGAUCAUUUGAAGUUACAAGUUAGAAUGAAUUUAAAGACCAAAUCUGUCGAAUUAAGAACUAACCCAAAACACACUACCGAUCCAGGUGCUUUGCAAAAAGGUGCUGAUUUCAUAAAGGCUUUCACUUUAGGUUUUGAUUUAGAUGAUUCCAUCGCUUUGUUAAGAUUAGAUGACUUAUAUAUCGAAACCUUUGAAAUUAAAGAUGUCAAGACUUUAAAUGGUGACCAUUUAUCAAGAGCUAUUGGUCGUAUCGCUGGUAAAGAUGGCAAGACCAAAUUUGCUAUUGAAAAUGCUACAAGAACAAGAAUCGUCUUGGCUGAUUCAAAAAUUCAUAUUUUAGGUGGGUUCACUCACAUUAGAAUGGCAAGAGAAGCUGUCGUAAGUUUAAUUUUAGGUUCUCCUCCAGGUAAAGUUUACGGUAACCUACGUACCGUUGCUUCUAGAUUAAAAGAACGUUAUUAA
Molecule: messenger RNA, 807 nt
Organism: Vanderwaltozyma polyspora DSM 70294
Lineage: Eukaryota; Fungi; Ascomycota; Saccharomycetes; Saccharomycetales; Saccharomycetaceae
Gene: PNO1
Product: Pno1p
Exons: 1
Coding region: 1-807 (268 amino acids)
Cellular component (GO): nucleolus
Molecular function (GO): RNA binding
Source: RefSeq, a predicted model, not a curated record